UCGGCGGCCGCGGCGUUGAGGUUGAUGUCUUUGGAGGUGACCGGGGCGACCGCAGGGAUGGUGCUAGCAGAAUUGUAUGUCUCCGAUCGAGAGGGGAAUGAUGCUACGGGAGAUGGAACCAAGGAGAAACCAUUUAAAACAGGUUUAAAGGCUUUGAUGACAGUAGGAAAAGAACCGUUUCCUACCAUUUACGUAGAUUCACAAAAAGAAAAUGAGAGGUGGGAUGUUAUUUCUAAAUCACAGAUGAAGAACAUCAGAAAAAUGUGGCACAGGGAACAAAUGAAGAGUGAAUCACGGGAGAAGAAAGAGGCAGAAGACAAUUUGCGAAGAGAAAAGAACCUGGAAGAAGCAAAGAAGAUCGCCAUUAAAAAUGACCCAAGUCUCCCUGAACCAAAAUGUGUGAAGAUUCAUGCAUUGGAAAACUGUAGAGGCCAAAGAGUAAAGGUAUUUGGCUGGGUCCACAGGCUUCGGAGGCAAGGAAAGAAUUUAAUGUUUCUGGUGUUGCGGGAUGGUACAGGUUAUCUCCAGUGUGUCUUAUCGGAUGAGUUGUGUCAGUGUUACAACGGAGUAGUCUUGUCCACUGAGAGUAGUGUUGCAGUGUAUGGAAUGCUAAAUCUUACCCCGAAGGGCAAACAGGCUCCAGGGGGCCAUGAGCUGAGUUGUGACUUCUGGGAACUAAUUGGGUUGGCCCCCGCUGGAGGAGCUGAUAACCUGAUCAACGAGGAGUCUGACGUCGACGUCCAGCUCAACAACAGACACAUGAUGAUCCGAGGGGAAAACAUGUCCAAGAUCCUAAAAGCGCGAUCCAUGGUCACCAGGUGUUUUCGAGAUCACUUCUUUGAUAGGGGGUACUAUGAGGUUACUCCUCCAACGUUAGUGCAGACGCAAGUAGAAGGUGGCGCCACACUCUUCAAGCUGGACUACUUUGGGGAAGAGGCAUUUUUGACUCAAUCGUCUCAGUUGUACCUGGAGACCUGCAUCCCAGCCCUGGGAGACGUUUUUUGUAUUGCACAGUCAUAUAGAGCAGAACAAUCCAGAACGCGAAGGCACCUGGCUGAAUACACGCAUGUGGAAGCCGAGUGCCCUUUCCUGACCUUUGAGGACCUCCUGAACAGAUUGGAGGACUUGGUUUGUGAUGUGGUAGACAGAGUCUUGAAGUCACCAGCAGCGAGUAUAGUGUAUGACCUCAACCCGAACUUUAAGCCCCCCAAAAGACCUUUCAAACGGAUGAACUAUUCAGAUGCUAUCGUGUGGCUAAAAGAACAUAAUAUCAAGAAAGAAGAUGGAACUUUCUAUGAAUUUGGAGAAGAUAUCCCAGAAGCUCCUGAGAGACUGAUGACAGACACCAUUAAUGAACCAAUCUUGCUGUGUCGAUUUCCUGUGGAGAUCAAGUCCUUCUAUAUGCAGCGAUGUCCUGAGGAUUCCCGUCUUACCGAAUCUGUUGAUGUGUUGAUGCCUAACGUGGGUGAGAUUGUAGGAGGCUCGAUGCGUAUCUGGGAUAGUGAAGAAAUGCUGGCAGGUUACAAGAGGGAAGGGAUUGACUCCACCCCCUAUUACUGGUAUACAGAUCAGAGAAAAUAUGGCACAUGUCCUCAUGGAGGCUAUGGGUUGGGCCUGGAGCGCUUCUUAACCUGGAUUCUGAAUCGGUAUCACAUCCGCGAUGUGUGCUUGUAUCCUCGAUUUGUGCAGCGCUGCAAGCCUUAGCCGACUCUUCCUAAGCCAGAAGGAAGGGACAUGCUCACGAGAGGAGCAGGUUGCUUCUUUCAGCAAAAAUAAAAAGCCAGACUCUGUCCUUUUUUGUUCCAUCGAGGCAUAUCUGUUUUGGUUUUCUCUUUCUGUUUUUUGAUUCCUGCUAUCAUAAAAAGUAGACCAAAUUACUUGGAGUAUCAAGUGACGUUUAUGUUGCCAUUUUAAGAAGAAAUAUCCAUUACAAAGUUUGGGGGAAGAAUGUGGUAUGUAACUCUGUAGUUAUGGAUACAUUCAGGAUUUUGUCCAAUUAUCAGUCAUGAUCUUUGGAUUAUAUAUAAUAUAUAUACAAUUAAGCAGCUUUAAGUGAUGGUCAUUUCAGUAACUUAAUCUUUCUGUCUUUUUAAGUGUAACUGGAAUGUCUUAUUUAAUUGCAUCAGUGAGUUACAACAAACAUCUUGGGGUGGAUAUUGGCAAUACGGUGUAAAAAUCUGCUGGUAUUAGAAUCAGGGCACAAUUCAGUAGUAGCUAUUUCAAUCAAAUGAAUAGUCUUUUGUAUUAGCUAUUAAUCUUUUAUAAAUCUGCAUAGCUACUUAUAAUUCUGAGGCAUAAGAAUUGACAUGGAAGAAUUUGUAAAAAUGGAAUUGACCUAAUGAAUUUGAAGUAAAAGCAUAAUUUUUGAGCGUUAGUUUAACCCAAAGAGACAGACCGAUCUUCCCUCUUUCCUGGUAAUUCCUAAGUAAUUAAGAAUAAACAAGUUCCAAAAGAAUUUGCAGCCAGAAUCCUAAUAAAGCCUGUAAGUGACUGUUUGAGGGCCUCCACCACGUCCUUAGAUCUAAUCUUUGCCACCUUAUUAACUCACAGCAGGCUCAUUGAAUGGCUUCAUUUCAGAUUUAGUUAAUGUCUCCCCCAAAUGCAUGUCCUGUAUUCUCAAUAGGCUGUAUUCCAGCAAUCAAUAAAUGAAUACACGUAAAAACUC
Molecule: messenger RNA, 2665 nt
Organism: Carlito syrichta (Philippine tarsier)
Lineage: Eukaryota; Metazoa; Chordata; Mammalia; Primates; Tarsiidae
Gene: NARS1
Product: asparaginyl-tRNA synthetase
Exons: 15
Coding region: 25-1704 (559 amino acids)
Biological process (GO): asparaginyl-tRNA aminoacylation
Cellular component (GO): cytoplasm
Molecular function (GO): ATP binding; nucleic acid binding; asparagine-tRNA ligase activity
Source: RefSeq, a predicted model, not a curated record